AUAAGUUGCAACAAGUCUAGGAAUUUUAGUGAGAGAGUUGGGAGGUUGAAGAUGAAGAUGAGAGAGUAAAAUGAGAUCUAGUAUCUUCUCGUGUGUUUAGAUGCUUGUGGAAUGAAUAAUCCCCUUUUUAAUAGCCUAACAAUCCAACAGCUAGAUUUGCGUUGGGUGAGGGUAGGUGUCAAGUUUUGGGAUGAUCUGGGCACUUUUGACAAGACUGAUGUGUAAUUAUGAUUUCUCUAAUGUGUUUAGCGAUUAACUAUUGGUUCGUUGAAGCCCUGCCAUUCUUGGCAACUUUAUAUCUAUAUGUAGUGCCAUAUUUGGGAUGUAAUUGAAUUACUAUUGACAAAUCUUCCUUUGUCCAAGAUUUUGAUAGAUCUUCCAAGCAAAAUAUAAUCUCUUUUGCCAAUUUCCAAUACAAAGAAACUUGUGUAGCUGUCCAUGGGAAACUUGCACAGCCGUCCAAACAUUAAAUGUUGAGCAAAUUGAUGAUGGAGACUCAAAUGACAUCUCUAAUUGAUCUUCAACAAGAUUGCAAGUCUUCUAAUUAGCAUCAAACAAUGUAAUUUUGGGAUCAAGUUUUGCCUUCACAUGUUUAUCACCCAUCCCUUCCUCACAAGGACGAGCAGCAUCGCUUCCCCCAAGCUUGGCUAGCGCAAAUACUAUACUUCGCUAGGCGAGUAAUGUUCAUCCAUCCAUGCCUACCAAGUCACUAUUCCCAUAAUUUACCCAAAUACUCUCUAUGAGCUUGGAUUCAUGGGUUCAUUAAUGACUUACAUAUAAAGAUAAUGACCAGUUGAUGAAAAUGAUGAAAUAUGAUAAGGAAAUAAUAAAGGAAAGAGACUUUCUUGUGUUUGUCUAGCAAUGCAACCAUGUAUUGUAACAUUAGACAAAGCUGGGCCUUUUGGUAAAUGCACAUUCAAGGCAUCAAUGGGCCCUUAGGUCGAGGCAAAUCUUGAUGACAUGGAGACUACCUAAACUCGAGUUCAACUCUUUAUAAAAACGUGCAUCAAUAAUGUAUAAAAUUUGGACCUUGAUUAGUGCAUACCCGGAUCCAACACCCGAGUGUGCACCCUUACAUAAAAAAAAAUAUAUAUAUAUAUAUAUAUAUUGGACCGAGUGGUGAUGGGCUUUUUUUUUUUCAGUGGGGAGUGUGCACAUUCAGGUGUUGGAUCCAGGUAUGCACACAUCAUUUUCCAUAAAAUUUAUAUAUAAAU
Molecule: messenger RNA, 1214 nt
Organism: Rubroshorea leprosula
Lineage: Eukaryota; Viridiplantae; Streptophyta; Magnoliopsida; Malvales; Dipterocarpaceae
Source: the annotation of a GenBank genome assembly